UAUAAGAUGGAUUUGGAAGAAGUAGAAGAUGAAGAGAGGGAUACUAUUAUUACUACUAGUACUUGUCAACACUGGUCUGAACCUGCCAAUAGUUGUAACAACUUGAAUUGUUUGUUCAAGAGAGGAAUCAAUGUAGGAAAGAAGAUAUUAGUUUUUGGUUUUGUAGCAACUUCUGUUCCUGUUGUUCUUCCUGGUUUUGUAGUUGCUUCUGCUAUUGGCCUUGCAGUUUCAAUGCCUUGUGCUAUUUUCUUGGUUAGUCAUAGUUGUACUCAGAAUUUAAUGAGUAAGUUGCUUCCUAAACCUAAUCCUACUCAACAAGGACAUGGUCCCCUUCAUCUUCCGCUUCGACUAGAAGAUGUUUGUUUUAAGCAAGAUAUUGAUAUUACACAUUUAAGUAAAGAGGAUGAAGCAGAGAGAGAUAUUGAAAUGGUUGAUGUUAAUGAGGAAAAUGGGAUAUUGGAUAAUGAUUAUGGACAAGGGGUUGUAAACGAGGAGUUUGAGUUGUCAAAUUCGAGUGAUGCUAGCAAUGUCAUCCAGUGCAAUGGUUCUGAGAAAGAUAGUACUGAUUAUUUCUCUCAGGAGGAAGAGGAGGAGGAGGAGGAGGAACGUUCAACGGAUAAGCUUGAUGAUGAGAAUCCAAUGAGUGGAGGCACAGUUAUGGAGGGUUUUGAUGAAAGUGGAGAAUUUAAAGCACCCUUUGAAUUUGGUGUCACAACCGUUGUUUUAGAGGAAUGUGAAGAUGAAGUGAAAGAGGGUGAUAUAGAGGAAGAAGAGAUGCAAAAAGAAACAAAAGGGCUAUUAGAAAAAAUUAGAGAUGAGGGUAAGAAUGAUAUGAGAGGAGAAUAUGCAAAAGGAAUUUCUAGUGAAACAAGUGAGAAUCAUCAAGAUAUUGGUGGAGUUGUUGAAAAUAUGGAAGUAGGACAGGAAGACAAACAGGAUUCGGGAACUCGUGGAGAAAUGAUAAACCAAGAAGAUUCGAGACUAUGCGAGGAGACGGUUAAGUCAACAAAUGAUGAUAAUGAGGAUGAGGAUAGUGUUUGCAAUGAGGUAGAAUCAUGUGAACCUGCAAGAGGUAAUUUAGAGUUAGAGGUUGAUGGUUUGAAUGAUUCACAGAAGCCAGCGGAUGAAACAUCUGAAAUGCUGGAUGGUAGAGGUUUUCAAGAUGAACCAAUUGGUGAUUUGCUCAUAGAAACGCAGGUUCUUAAUAUUUUGGUAGCCGAGGACUCGUCUGACAUUACCGAUGAUAAAGCUGAUACACAUGAAAAUCUUAAAGAGGAACUAGAGCCUACCAUAUUAGAGAAAGUGGAAUCAGAUGAUAACAUUUCUAACCUUGUGAAUCAAGAAACAAAAUUGCAUGAAUAUAAUAAAAGAAAGGACUCAUUAGAUGCAGAUGCUAGAAAAAUUGCUGAUGAAAGUGAGCUUCACUUGUCUGAGGAAAACAGAAUAGACUCUGAUGCGUACUCAUAUACAAUUGAUUUGCAUGAAGAAUCUUCAAAUGUUACAAUUGACGUGCAUACAGAAUCGAUGGAGGUUCUUGUUUCGUCUAUAGAAUUGGAGUCGCGGUCAUCUCAAUGUUCCUCUGGAAAAGAAAUUGUUUGCCCUUCUGAAGAGGUUUUAUUCAAUGAGGAGAACAUAUGGAAACAGAUCCAUGCCAUCCGAAAAAUAAUAGGAUAUGAAUGUACAAUCCAAGCAUCAUGUGCUGAUGAAUUGAAGGCUCUCUACAUUUUCACCGGAGUUGAACCUCCGACUUUCGUCAAGGAGAACCCCUUUGACCCUGCAGAAAUCAAUGAAAAGCUUCACUUUCUCAUGUCCAUAGUCGGAAUUAAGACGAAUGUGCCUUAGUGUGCUAGUAUGUGAUACAAACGUAUAUUGUUUUUCUUUAAUUUCAUAAAUUAAUGCAAAGUUAGAUAUAUGUUGUUGGACUAUGAUUUUCAUUUUACUCGUGAAUCAGUAAAUGUAUGAGUUGAUGGUUGUAGAUUGUUAUGUGAUGAUGUGAAGAAUCUUAGAUAUAUG
Trifolium pratense (red clover) is the source of this 2013-nucleotide messenger RNA. Its product is annotated as midasin-like. The coding region runs from base 7 to 1842 and encodes 611 amino acids. The record is from RefSeq and is a predicted model, not a curated record. The transcript has 3 exons. NCBI's taxonomy places the organism in Eukaryota, Viridiplantae, Streptophyta, Magnoliopsida, Fabales, Fabaceae.